This is a messenger RNA of Anopheles nili, 2016 nucleotides long. RefSeq names its product ionotropic receptor 75a-like. Bases 1 to 2016 code for a protein of 671 amino acids. Lineage: Eukaryota; Metazoa; Arthropoda; Insecta; Diptera; Culicidae. Gene Ontology annotation, cellular component: membrane. The transcript is spliced from 6 exons. The record is from RefSeq and is a predicted model, not a curated record. Gene Ontology annotation, molecular function: glutamate-gated receptor activity.
AUGAUCGGAGGUGGUGCACGGAAUGUUAUUCUGCUCUUACAGGCGAGUGUUCUACCGUUCAGCCUGUGGACGCUUGCAAUCAACGGACAACAUUCUGCUGCUGAAUCAUCUACUGCCGCAGCCGUAGGAGCAUUGCUGAAGCUCAUCGGGACAUCUCUGAAAGUAACUGCCUUUGUAGAAUGCUGGGAUGAAGAUGAAAGGCUUGAGUUUGCAAAAAUCAGUCUUCAAAGUGGUCAGCACUUUUGGCAAUUCGUGAGUUCAAAAGACGCACCCGUUGGAGAAAAUGGCGACAGGAAAGAUGCCUUAAAUCAAUGGUAUUCCACGCUCGAUGCUGACAUUGAAAGCCACCAAUCGCUGGUGCUGGUGGAUCUACGAUGCAAUCAAUCGAUGCGCCUGUUGAGAGAAGCAGGACAGCGCCUUUAUUUGAAUUACCGUUGGUUAGUAAUGGAUUCACGUAGAAUCGAUGGUAACGUGGUGCCGAAUUCAUCUGAGCACACGCUGGACGUUCUGCGCGAUCUGCCGGUUUUAGUGAGCAGCGAGAUUUUCGUGAUGGUUAGAGACGACGAUGGAUCCUUGAACUUCAUGCAAGUUUAUAAAGUGAGCAAGGAUGCGGAGUUGCGAACGGAAAACUAUGCUGUGUGGCGUUCGAAUUCUACCAACGGUGGAAAAAUGACCGAUUUACGCGUACAGAAGGUCACCUCGGUUAGGCGUAAGAACCUGUACGAUCACUUUUUGCGCGCUUCCAUGGUAAUCACCAAUCCCGACACGAUCAACCAUCUAACGGACUACAAAGACAAACACAUCGAUACGAUUACGAAGGUGAAUUACAUCUUGACGAACUACUUGGUGGCGUACCUCGGGGCACGGGUCAAUUAUUCGCGUGUCUCAACCUGGGGUUAUUACAACAGCAGCACUGGGAUGUGGGACGGUAUGAUAGGAGAGCUGGUCCACAAUACAGCUGAUUUGGGUGCUUCGCCGCUGUUCUUUACAACUGAUCGAAUCGCGGUCAUCGAGUACAUAGCCAUGACGUCCGAAACGCGCUCAAAGUUUAUCUUCCGUUCACCGAAGCUUUCGUACACGGAUAACGUGUUCGUGUUGCCGUUUGAUGAUAAAGUUUGGUGCUGCGUAAUUGCAGUAAUCGUUGUUUCUGCCUUCCUGCUACUCGUCACACUGUGGGUCGAAUGGAAAAUAAAGUCCCGAAGCGGCAAUAAACCUACUCAAACACCUGCCGAUGGCUCAGUCAUGCCUGUCAGCCUUCGCGAUACGUUGCUGAUGAUGUACGGAGCUUCCUGUCAGCAGGGUUCGUCCGUUCUACCACGCAGCUUUUCAGCCCGCACGAUCACGAUGCUGUCGUUCACGGUGCUGAUGUUUUUGUAUGCCAGCUACUCGGCCAACAUCGUCGCCUUGCUGCAGAGUCCGUCGAGGAAAAUUCAAACGCUUGAUGAUCUGCUAACGUCGCGGCUCAAGUUCGGUGUACACGAUACGGUCUUUAAUCGGCACUAUUUCACGCAUGCGACUGAGAGAACUCGGCGCGCGCUGUACGAGCAGAAAAUACGCAGACCGUAUGGGCCGGAUGCGUUCAUCGCGCUCGAACAGGGCAUCGAGCGGAUUCGGCAUGGAUUGUAUGCGUUUCACGUGGAGCAGGGCGUCGGCUAUAAGGUGAUCAGCGAGACGUACCAGGAGGAUGAAAAGUGUGGUCUGCAAGAGAUUCAGUAUUUGCAGGUGAUCGAUCCGUACUAUGCGAUCCAGAAAAACUCCUCUUACAAGGAGAUGAUCAAGAUCGGAUUAUUUCGGCUGAAUGAGCACGGCAUUCAGUACCGAGAGAACGCAAAGUUGUACACCAAAAAACCUACUUGUUCCGGGGGCGGCGGGAAGUUCGUAUCGGUGAGUCUGGUUGACGUGGAACCGGCCGUGUGGAUUAUCCUGUGGGGUGGUGGGCUUGCGGUGGGAUUUUUUGUUGUAGAACUCAUCUAUUCGCGAGCUCUGCCUCGUUUGAUGAAAGGAAGAACGGAAUGA